Messenger RNA from Daktulosphaira vitifoliae (grape phylloxera), 2443 nucleotides. RefSeq names its product zinc finger protein 429-like. Gene Ontology annotation, cellular component: nucleus. The transcript has 4 exons. The coding region runs from base 404 to 1948 and encodes 514 amino acids. The record is from RefSeq and is a predicted model, not a curated record. Lineage: Eukaryota; Metazoa; Arthropoda; Insecta; Hemiptera; Phylloxeridae.
AAAAAUUUGGUACUCAUGUGAAACUCUAAAUUUUAAAUAUGUUCUGAAAAAAAUCUGGAGUAUUAAAUUUGUUUUACGAUUAUUAUUGUCAGUUUUUUUACAUGUGAACUUUUUAGUUAAUUUUUAUUUAUUAUUGAUAAUAUUUAUUUCAACUAGUGACAUUUUAUGUUUUUAAUUAUUAUUAUUUUUUUAAGUUAUUAAAAAUAAUCAUUUUUAUUUCAAGUGAAGCUAAUAUGAGCUAUAAAGUUGAAUACAUUAUUGUAUUUUCAAAGAUAUUUUGUUAGUAUACUGAUAAAUACAAAAAUUGUUUUCAGUUAUCCAAUUAUUGAGGUUUAAAUGGCCAAUUAAAAAAUAGGAAAUUCGUGAAGUUAUCAAUUCGUAAAGAGUUACAGAUUUUACCUGUAUGGUUGACAAUAAAUACGAAGCUUUAAGAAGUAUAAUGUAUGAUCCGGGUAUUCGUCAAGAACCAAAUCCAGUAACUGGACCGUUAUAUGCUACAAUAGUAAAAAAAGAUGAUAAAGCAUCUUCAGUUGAUUUCCCUUUUUACAAUGUAAAUAUGGUUCAAAAAGUUCCAGUAACGGGCAAUAUUGCUGUUCUUGCUACUGCAUCUACCAAUGGUGUUACUCAAACUGAUAAAACAUCAUAUCGUUUUGAUGUGACUACCCCAUUUAAUUAUAAUUAUGCUUUGGUUAACCAAAUGUCUCUCUCAACAGCUGGGACUGUUUUUAAAUGUGACAUAUGUGGUGCCAGUUUUUCACAUGUGUCAAUGUUAGAUCAUCAUAAAAAGACUGUACAUCCACAAGAUCCACCAUCAUUCACUUGUACAACAUGUGGAUCUUGUUUUCCCCAAGUAAGAGAUAUGAAAGUUCAUAGAUCAACAGUUCACAAACAGUGUUUUUCUUGUGGUGCUGAAGUUACAUCGCAAACUACUAAAGGAAAAAAAUCAAGAUUUAUUAAAUGUGUAAAUUGUAGUGGAGGUGGAAAUUGUUCUAAUAAUUAUGUGCCACAAGAAGGUGAAAUUGAAACUAAUGAUACAAAUCUAUCACCUGAACAAACUGCUAUUAUGAAAGGUUAUUACCCAGUAAAAAAACGAGGAAUGGCUACAGUUACCAAAUGUUAUAAGUGUAAUGGUUCUGGUAUAAUAUUUUUAGUUAAUGGUAACCAGACUAAUGUAACUAUGAAAAAUGAUACUAUUACAAAUCCUAAUGUUCCAAACAAACCAUUUCAUUGUAAUAUUUGUGGAGGAAGUUUUUCUAGGUAUUCUUCUUUAUGGAGUCAUAAACGUUUACACACUGGUGAUAAACCUUACAAAUGUGAAAUUUGUGGACUGUCAUUUGCUAAAGCUGCUUAUUUAAAAAAUCAUGGCCGUGUACACACUGGUGAAAAACCAUUUAAAUGUGGAGUUUGUGGAAUGCAAUUUUCACAGUCUCCUCAUCUUAAAAAUCACGAAAGAAUACAUAGUGGAGAAAGGCCAUAUCAAUGUGAAGUUUGUGAUAAAACAUUUGCUCGACAUUCUACUUUAUGGAAUCACAGACGAAUUCAUACUGGAGAAAAACCAUAUAGGUGUGAUAUAUGUGGAUCAGCUUUUAAUCAAGCAACCCAUUUAAAAAAUCACGCUAAAGUACAUACUGGUGAAAAGCCACAUCGUUGCGAUAUUUGUGGAGUUGGUUUUAGUGAUAGAUUUGCAUUGAAAAGACAUAGAAAUAUUCAUGAAAAAUAUGCUAGGCAGCAAAAUGAUGCAUCAGCUGCACAAACAGUUACUCCUCCAUCUCAAGAAUUAGAACCUAUUACUAACCAAACACAAAUUGAAGAGUGUAUUUAUAGUACUGAAUAUACUGUAGAAAAAUAUGAAAAUAACAUUCCUACUGACAUUGUUGAAGUUAAAGUUGACCAACAAGGUCAACGUGAUCAUGAUUCACAGCAAAUAGAUGAUUGCAUUUAUAAAUAAUAGUAUUCAAAAAGAUAACAUUUUGUGAAAAUCACUUAUUUUGGCUGUUAAAAUAUUGAGUUUUAAUAAUUCAAAAUAUUAAUUUAAAUUGUUUAAGUAAUUGAAAUUUGAAUCUCUUAUUUCUUGUGUUCAUGUACAUUAUUAUUAGUUUGAUUUAUAUUUUUAUUGUUUUUAAUUAUUUAAGAUCAUAUUUAAUAUUUCAAUCUUUUAAAAUUAAAUGAUUAUAUAAGAUUUACAGUUCUUUAUUUAUUAUUGAAGAUCUAUUUUUUUUAAUACCAUAAAUAAAUUAACUUAAACUUGAUUUAAAUGAAUACAUAAUUAAAAUAACUUAGUGAACACAUGAAGUAAGAAUAACUAUCGUCUUGAUUAAUUAAUUUAAAACUUUUUCUUCAAGAAAACUAUACUUUAGAUUUAUUAUUUUGUUGUUAGCCUAAAAAUUUGUUUGUUUAAAUAACAAAAAACAUACACAAUAUUUAAGCUCUAUGUUAGUUUAAG